Molecule: messenger RNA, 2188 nt
Organism: Ipomoea nil (Japanese morning glory)
Lineage: Eukaryota; Viridiplantae; Streptophyta; Magnoliopsida; Solanales; Convolvulaceae
Product: shaggy-related protein kinase eta-like
Exons: 10
Coding region: 292-1605 (437 amino acids)
Biological process (GO): protein phosphorylation; signal transduction
Cellular component (GO): cytoplasm
Molecular function (GO): ATP binding; protein serine/threonine kinase activity
Source: RefSeq, a predicted model, not a curated record
UAGAUCAGGAAACGUCUUAGCCUUCUUUUGGCGGGAGAAAAUUAACAAGAGUUUUCCUGUCUGGGAAAAUUCUCUGUUGUUUUCUCCUUUGUUUGUUAAACGCGGCGGCGAGAGAGAGGGGAGAGAAGCGUCGUCGUUUCGUUUCUUUCCAUUCCGUUCCGUUCUCUCCCUUCUCUCCUCUAGCUUUCUUUCUCCUUUCUCUUUCCAUUCUCUCCAUUCAAGACGGUUCAGAAAGGUAAUCGUUUUGGGAUCGGAAAAGAGGGAGAAAGAAAGGAUUCGGUUGGGUCGAAGAUGGAUGUGGUGCGUCGUUUCAAGAGCAUUGCUUCCAGUGGCUCUUCGGCUUCAGAUCCCGGAGGGGAUCCUGCCAUAAGGAAGGGCAAGGAUGAACAAGGAGUUGAUCAGCCGGUCUCCGGGGAGCCUGUAUUGGAAGAACAGGAUAAUACAGCUUCUACAUCCAAUGUUGCUAGACCCGAAAAAUCUGGAGAUAAUAAUGAACAGGACAACAAUAAGGAUAUGGAGCCUUCUGUUGUUAGUGGUAAAGGAACAGAACCAGGUCAGAUCAUUGUAACUACUGUGGGUGGUUCUAAUGGACAACCGAAACGGAAGUUGUCUUACAUGGCAGAGCGGGCAGUGGGUUCUGGUUCUUUCGGAGUUGUUUUUCAGGCGAAGUGCCUUGAAACUGGCGAAACAGUUGCGAUAAAGAAGGUGCUACAGGACAAGAGGUACAAGAAUAGGGAGCUCCAGAUCAUGCGCAUGUUUGAUCAUCCUAAUGUUGUUCAGAAGAAGCAUAGCUUCUAUUCGACAACCGAUAAGAAUGAAGUUUACCUUAACCUUGUUAUGGAGUAUGUUCCUGAAACUGUCUACAGAGUUUCUAGGCACUAUAGCAGAAUGAACCAUCACAUGCCCACUCUAUAUGUGCAACUAUAUAUAUACCAGAUUUGUCGAGCUCUAAGUUAUAUACACAAUGUUAUCGGUGUGUGUCACCGUGAUAUCAAACCACAGAAUCUAUUGGUUAAUCCUCAGACUCACCAGCUAAAGGUUUGUGAUUUUGGAAGUGCAAAGAUGUUGGUGCCCGGUGAGCCAAAUAUUUCAUACAUUUGCUCGCGCUACUAUAGGGCUCCAGAAUUGAUCUUUGGAGCUACGGAUUAUACAACUUCAAUUGACAUGUGGUCUGUUGGUUGUGUUAUGGCUGAGUUACUUCUUGGACAGCCCAUAUUUCCUGGUGAAAGCAGCGUCGAUCUGCUGGUAGAAAUCAUUAAGGUUCUGGGCACACCGAGUAGGGAGGAGAUUAAAUGCAUGAACCCAAACUACAAAGAGUUCAAGUUUCCACAAGUUAAAGCUCAUCCUUGGCACAAGGUGUUUCAGAAAAGAAUGUCCCCCGAGGCACUGGAUCUUGUGUCGAGGAUGCUUCAGUACUCACCCACGACUCGUUGUACUGCUUUGGAAGCCUGUGCACAUCCUUUCUUCGAUUCUCUGAGGGAGCCAAAUGCCUGCUUGCCAAAUGGAAAACCUUUGCCUCCUCUCUUCAACUACAGUCCCCAAGAGCUCGCUGGGGCAUCUGCUGAUCUGCGGAACCGCCUUAUUCCUGAACACCUCAGGAAAUGAAGAUGUUCAAACGGGCGGUUCAUGUAGGCUGCAUAGAUGCGUCUUCGACUGAAGUUUCCUAGGUUACUUGUGACAAAAAAAAAAGAGGAUGAGAAGUGCUUUCCUAGAUGUCCUGCCUGCAAGAUUCUCAUCAAGGGAUUCCUGUGUUACUGGCAUUAUCAACAUUAUUGAUUAUUGAUCCAGUGAAGAAGAAGAAGAAGAAGACAUGACAUUGAAGAAAAGCUGCAACAGAACUAGAUUCUUCAGGUUUGCUUGGCAAACAGAUUCCUCUGUACUGUGUUAUAUUAACAUAGGAAUCCCAAGCAUUCUUAAAAUCAGUGUUUUGCUGCUGCAAUAUGUGCUGGAGUUGAAAGUGUCAAGAUUGGCAUAGGUUUUACCUUAUUGUCUCCUCCUCACUAUCCUUAUAGGAUUCCCAUUUUUUUUAAUCCAAUUCUCUCAAUGGUUAAAUCGGUGAAAUAUGAUUCUUGUACAAAAAAAAUUACGAGUCUAAUUUUUAUCAAGAUUCUCUCAGUUGAGCCCAUCGCACAAUGAACUUUCCUCUCAUUCAAAAAUAGUCGAAGUAUGUAGGAAGUUCUGUACUGUA